Molecule: messenger RNA, 719 nt
Organism: Trichosurus vulpecula (common brushtail)
Lineage: Eukaryota; Metazoa; Chordata; Mammalia; Diprotodontia; Phalangeridae
Product: 60S ribosomal protein L12-like
Exons: 3
Coding region: 1-675 (224 amino acids)
Biological process (GO): translation
Cellular component (GO): ribosome; cytosolic large ribosomal subunit
Molecular function (GO): large ribosomal subunit rRNA binding; structural constituent of ribosome
Source: RefSeq, a predicted model, not a curated record
AUGGGCUGCAUGCGGACCGCUGGCCAUAUUUUGGACAGCCCUGUUCUAGAAGCAGAAGAGUCUCCCAAACACCGAGCUAGCUCUGGCAAUGCAAGCAUCAACCUCAUCACGUAUGUGUCCGUGACAGGAAAGUGUACUUCUAAGCGUCCAGGCCAAGCCACCACCUUCGUCGCCGCCAUACCGCCCAAGUUUGACCCUAAUGAAAUUAAAGUCGUGUUUUUAAGGUGCACAGGUGGUGAAGUUGGUGCCACAUCAGCUCUGGCCCCCAAAAUUGGUCCCUUGGGUUUGUCUCCCAAAAAGGUUGGUGAUGACAUUGCCAAAGCAACUGGUGACUGGAAAGGGCUAAGAAUCACAGUGAAUCUUACCAUUCAGAACAGACAGGCCCAGAUUGAGGUUGUGCCUUCUGCCUCAGCCUUGAUCAUCAAAGCCCUAAAGGAACCUCCUCGGGACAGAAAGAAGCAGAAAAAUAUUAAACACAAUGGAAACAUCACUUUCAAUGAGAUUGUCAACAUUGCCCGACAGAUGAGGCACCGAUCUUUGGCAAGAGAUCUCUCUGGAACCAUUAAAGAGAUACUUGGAACAGCCCAGUCUGUGGGCUGCAACAUUGAUGGCAAACACCCUCAUGAUGUCAUUGAUGACAUCAAUAGUGGUGCUGUUGAAUGCCCAGCAAGUUAAAAGCUACAAAGGAGACUAUUUGCAAUAAAUUUAACAUUUGACAA